AUUACAUACAACAACAACAACAACAACAUCAUUUCCCGUCAUGCACUGGACACGUUGCCAUAGCGCCACGUUGGUUUACCAACAAACAUGGCGCACAGCCCGUCUCGUGUCUUUGCUACAGUUUCACCGAACGCUGGUGAUGUUUACCGAGACGAAAACGAAUCGGUGUUUAACCGGGGCCGCAAGCAAACACCUUUACACGCUCAAAGCAACGCAAGAGUGGUUCAGAUGACGGGCUGCGCGGAGUUAUCGUGUCCUCCGGACCGCGCUACCGUCACCAUCAGCGUCAAAAACAGUAAAGAAAAUGUUAACGACGUGACUAACAGCGUUACCCGAAGACUGGAGUACAUACUACAGACUGUGAGACAGCACGAUGUCAAGGAAGAAAACAUCACUGUGACCAAGCAUUUACAAAGAGAGGAGGAGCUCUUCCACAUGCAAGCUGAGGUGCUUGUGGUGUUUUCAGACUUUGAGAAGAUGCAACAAGCACGCUCAGUUUUGAUUGAAAAACUUGACAAAAUCGUGUGUGUUGGUGACCCUUACUACAGUCACAGUGCAGAAAGUCUCAGUUUGUUAAGACGGCGAGCAUGUUUGGAAGCCGUGGACAACGCCCGGCUAAAAGCCAGCGAGGCAUGUUGCAUUCUGGGACAAGCUCUGGGACGGCCACUGCUUGUACGUGAGGAGGAAUCACGAGAGUGGACCAGCGGCCAGCAUGAAGUGACUGGCUCUCCUCUAACACUGCACCAGAAGACUGGGGUUACGUUAGUCUCUGCCUCUUCACACGUGUUUGUGACCUUUGAAUUGCGUCCGAAGAACAGCAACAGGAGGAAAUUUUGAAAAUUUUGUGUCUGUUUAGCAGUAUUAAUAGUACAUGUAAUUCCUUUUAUUUGCUUUUUUAACCUGUAAACACAUAGUCCUGUGAAGUGAGCACCAUAGAGGAUCACCGAUAUUCACAAAAAGGCCUAAAAAUAAAGUUACCACUUGUUCCUACUGUUGUUUUAACUUAAUAAAGUCUCCAAAUUUCAGAAUAUAUUGAAUAGCAUUGUGUGCAACUCAAAAGAUGCUAAUGCUAAAAUUUGUUCCAAACAUUGAUAGAAAACGAUGUUAAAUUCUGAAAGUGUAAUGAAAGAGGAAGAUGAGCCUGUGUUUGAAUAGGGAAUACAUAUAUAUUGAUGCAUGAAUGUGCCUUGCGUGCAUAAUGGAUGACAUUGUUUGUUUCUACAACAGCAUUUGUCUAGACAGGUGCUAGACAACUAGAAAGAUCUUAUUCACUUCCUCUAAUAUGAUUUGUCUCUAAACUUAAACUUGCACUGGAUGUAGGGACGAAAAUAUACAAUAGUGUGAAAUAU
This is a messenger RNA of Onychostoma macrolepis, 1349 nucleotides long. It is a transcript of the gene irak1bp1, whose product is annotated as interleukin-1 receptor-associated kinase 1 binding protein 1. The record is from RefSeq and is a predicted model, not a curated record. Lineage: Eukaryota; Metazoa; Chordata; Actinopteri; Cypriniformes; Cyprinidae. Gene Ontology annotation, biological process: canonical NF-kappaB signal transduction; immune response. The transcript has 4 exons. Bases 88 to 837 code for a protein of 249 amino acids.